This is a messenger RNA of Cynara cardunculus var. scolymus (artichoke), 2346 nucleotides long. RefSeq names its product ankyrin repeat-containing protein At5g02620-like. Gene Ontology annotation, molecular function: protein phosphatase 1 binding; protein phosphatase regulator activity. The transcript has 4 exons. Gene Ontology annotation, cellular component: plasma membrane. The record is from RefSeq and is a predicted model, not a curated record. Bases 305 to 1924 code for a protein of 539 amino acids. NCBI's taxonomy places the organism in Eukaryota, Viridiplantae, Streptophyta, Magnoliopsida, Asterales, Asteraceae.
ACCUUUUCUUCAAAUUACUACACUAAAUUUUACCUACUUUUUACAAUUACCACCAUUUUCGUUUUUCAAUCCAAUAAUUCAUCGUCAAAAACCCAAAUCACCUCUCUCCUCUCUCUGAUUCUUCCACUGUUCAAUCAUUCUCCCCAAUGUCUUGUUGGUUCUACUCACUUGUUCUUCAAACGCCAUAACUUUUUUAUGCUGUUUCUUACAAUUUCCGAGAUGGAUUGAGUGAUCCCACUUAUCAAGAACAUCUGUUCUUUAAAACCCAGGACAAGAAGAUUUUCCCGAUCGUUGAUUCAAUCAGAUGGAUUCUCCGGUGGCCGGAAACAACCAUCAAAGCUUAAGCAGAACUAGAACAAUGGAGAAAAGAGAUGAUACAUCGUUGCAUAUUGCAGUGAGGGCAGGAGAUGUAGAUACAGCUAUGGAGAUUCUAAGUGGCAAAGAUGAACAAGAACUGAAGGAAUUGUUGUCAAAAACGAAUCAAUCAGGGGAAACCCCUCUUUAUGUUGCAGCUGAAUACAGCUGUGUUGAUUUGGUGAAAGAGAUGAUCAAGUAUUACGACUCCGAGGCUGCCGGUAUCAAGGCGAAGAACGGCUUCGAUGCCUUCCAUAUCGCUGCCAAACAAGGAGAUCUUGAGGUUUUGAAGGUUCUUAUGGAAGCCAUAUCGGAGCUUUCAAUGACAUUCGAUCAAGCAAACACCACGGCAUUGCACACUGCUUCUGAACAAGGCCAUAUCGAGGUGGUCAAGUUUCUCUUGGACAAAAAUUGCACCAUGGCCACUAUCGCUAGAAGCAACCUUAAAACCGCGUUGCAUUCUAGUGCACGAAAGGGUCACUUGGAGGUUGUAAAAGCGCUUCUGGAAAAAGUCCCGGAAAUUGCCACUCGAGCCGAUAAGAAGGGGCAAACGGCUCUUCAUAUGGCGGCUAAGGGACAGAACGUUGACAUCAUUAACGAACUUAUUGCAGCUGAUAACGGAUUGAUAAAUAUGGUCGAUAAAAAGGAGAACACCGCAUUGCAUAUAGCUACACGAAAGGGUCGAAAAGAGAUUGUUCUGGCACUGCUAAGUCACAAGGAAAUAAUCAACAAAGAAGCCAUUAACAAAUCUGGAGAAACAGCCCUCGAUACUGCUGAGAAGUUUGGACAAUCGGAAAUCGCAACCAGCUUACGUGAACACAGUGUCGUGAAUGCGAAAUCCCUCAAAAAGACACCUCCAUUGACCUCCACGGCUCGAGAACUCAAACAAACUGUAAGUGACAUCAAACACGAAGUUCACGAUCAGCUCGAACACACACUUAAAACUCAUAAAAGGGUUAAAGGGAUCGGAAAACGUAUAAACAAGAUGCACCACGAAAGCCUCAAUAACGCAAUCACUUCCACCACCGUUGUGGCGGUUUUGAUAGCCACGGUCACCUUUGCGGCCAUAUAUCAGUUGCCCGGCCAGUAUGCCGAUGACACAAAAACAAAACCGCCAAAUACUAGUUUAGGGGAAGCGAACAUAGCUCCGAACCCUGAGUUCAUUGUUUUCCUUAUCUUCGACUCUCUUGCCCUCUUCAUAUCGCUAGCGGUGGUGGUGGUUCAGACGUCGAUCGUGGUGGUGGAGAGGCGGGCAAAGAAGCAAGUGAUGGCGGUUAUUAACAAGCUAAUGUGGUUAGCCUGUGUUUUUGUUUCCGUAGCGUUUCUUGCACUUUCGUUUAUAGUUGUCGGAAACGAGAAAUGGUUGGCAAUAGGAGUGACGGUUAUUGGAUCGGUGACGUUGGCGUCAACCCUCGGAACGAUGUGUUAUUGGGUGAUUAUGCAUCGAAUCGAGGCCAAUAAUUUGAGAAGUAUUCGCCGGUCAGCGAGGAGUAGCAAGUCGCUCUCGGGGUCCGUUUCCGUACACUCGAGUUCGGAGAACGACGACUUCAAGAAACUUUACGCUAUUUGAUUCCGAAUUUCGGAUAACGGAAUUUAUUCCACCAUUUCUGAAAUGAGUGAUUGACUUCCUGAAUCAUUCGUAUUUGACUUCUCAUCGCAAGCAAACCAUCAUUCUUGCAGUUUGCAAGAAUGAACGAUUUUGGACAAAAUGUGUCAAAUACAAAGGUCGACUUUGUAUUAUGGUUUCAUACUUUGUCCAAAAUCGUUGCUUUUUGCAAACAAAAGUGCUUAUUUUCGUUCAUCUUUUACACACGAAUGACUGGUCAGUUUGGAACGAAAGUCAAGGUCGAUGUUUCGAGAAACCGAUCACUCUUUCGGCUAUCUUUUUGCAACUUAUUUCGAUACUUAUAUCAAACCCGCUAUCUGUUCAUAUGUAUAUAUAUUUGCAGGUGAUAUGUAAUAUAGCAAAGAGUUGCCAUAUAUGUCUUUUUA